Messenger RNA from Equus caballus (horse), 1326 nucleotides. Lineage: Eukaryota; Metazoa; Chordata; Mammalia; Perissodactyla; Equidae. The record is from RefSeq and is a predicted model, not a curated record.
AUGGUGGCUAUCGAAGGCAAUGAGGGUGACAGAGCAGGCAGUGGAGAGGCAUCGAUCAGUGAAAAGUCCCUUUUCCUGUCCAUUGAUCAAGGGUUUAACGAAAAUGAUCCUUCACUUUCGGAUUCCGUCACAGGAGCAGACAUCCCAUCCUCGAAGCAAUCCAGGAACAUGGCUGAGGAGCUCAGCAAAGCUGCGGAGAUCAUGGGCAAAGGCAAGAAUGGGGUCGGCUUUGGCAAAGUGGACAUCACCAUCGAGAAAGAACUUCAGAAGGAGUUUGACAUUAACAAGACCCCAGAUUUGAAGCUGUUUUUUGAGGGCAACAGAUCGGAGCCCAUCAGCUGCAAAGGUAAUGGUACGCGGGCAUCAGUCAAGGAUUUAGAGGAAGAAGUAGCAGAGUUGUUCUACGAUGUGAUCAAAGACUUCCCAGAGCUAACAUUUGGAGUGAUAUCAAUUAGCAAUGCCAUUGGGCGUUUCCACGUCACCCUGGACAGUGUUCUGGUGUUUAAAAAGAUCCUUUUCAUCCUUGUGGAUGCAGAUGAACCCACAAACAGACAUGUCUUCAAACACUUCCGGAUCACAGAGGUCAGUAUCCCAUCUGUCCAGAUCUUAAACUUAAGCUCUGAAGUGAGGUACAAAAUGCCUUCCAAGGAGAUAAACUACAAAAACUUCAAGAAAUUCAGCGGCAGCUUCCUGAAUAAAAGUGCCAAGAACCAUCAAUCCAGUGAAGAGAUUCCAAAAUACUGGGACCAGGGGACGGUUAAGCAGCUUGUUGGGAAGAACUUCAAUGUCAUCACCAAGGAAAGGGAUGUAUUUGUGAUGUUCUAUGCACCCUGGUCUGAAAAGUGCAGGGCGCUAUUCCCAAUGUUGGAGGAGUUGGGCAGAAAAUAUCAAAACCACUCCACAGUCACCAUCGCCAAGAUCGACAUCACGGCAAAUGAUAUUCAGCUGAUGAACCUGGACCGGUACCCCUUCUUCAGGCUCUUCCCCACCGACUCUCAACAAGCUGUACGGUAUAAGGGAGAACACACCAUGAAGGGCUUUUCAGACUUCCUGGAAAGUCAAAGGAAGACCAGGAUUGAGGAUGAAGAUGAGCUAUGGUCUAUUGAACAAAGUGAAGUGAUAGAAGAGGAGGUAUUAGCUGAGGAAGAAGUGGUACCUUUUAUGCAGAAAGAGUUACCUGAGCAGAAGCUGCCUGAGCUGGAGAAUGGGACCAAGCUGGAAGAGCCAGCUGAACAGAAGGAAACAGCUCAGAAGGAGGAAAGGGUGGCUAAGCCAAAAGGACCUCCAAGACAAGAGAAGAAACCAAGAGUCAAGGAAGAACUGUAG